This is a messenger RNA of Lolium perenne, 4639 nucleotides long. RefSeq lists its product as uncharacterized. The record is from RefSeq and is a predicted model, not a curated record. Gene Ontology annotation, biological process: regulation of transcription by RNA polymerase II; negative regulation of DNA-templated transcription. Gene Ontology annotation, cellular component: nucleus. NCBI's taxonomy places the organism in Eukaryota, Viridiplantae, Streptophyta, Magnoliopsida, Poales, Poaceae. Gene Ontology annotation, molecular function: transcription corepressor activity; acyltransferase activity, transferring groups other than amino-acyl groups.
ACGCCGUGUUCGCCGACCUCUCCCUCUCCCGCCGCCGCCUGGACACCGCCUCGUCCGCCGCUCCGCCUCCACGCCUCAGCACGAAUCCCCUCGGCCCCAUGUUGUCUCUCCGCAGGCGGGCCGCCGCCGUGCAGCCCUCCUCGUCCCGCCACCUGCAGCGCCGUCUAUCCGUGUCUCCUUCCGCCGGACCGCGCCACCACGAAUCAUUCUUCUAUCCCAGCCGCCACCGUCGCCUGCCUCUCUUCCGAGCUGGCGCCAGGGCUCGGAUGAUGUCUUCUUGUCUCGAGCAUCAUGCUUUUAUCACGAGGACUGGUUUGUCUGCGAAACCCAAUGUUGUGAACACUCUUCGUAAAGCUGAUUGGCAGCGAGCAUCCAUUAUGCUAUCGAAUCUUCAGCAAACCAAGGAAGCAUUACUUCGCAAGAUUUGUUUCUAUAUAUUGGAGCACUGUGCAGAAGCACCUGGUCCUUUGGUAAAAUCUACUGCUGGAUGCAUAUUUUACCGAAAACAUGGAGUUUGCUAGUCAUUUUGGGCAGUUCUAUUUUUUGGGGAUCUUUUUCCAUAUGUAUAGUUUGCUAUGGAGAUGUUGGAGAUCGUUGAGAAGAAGGCCAUAGAUAUUGGUAAAGGCAAUUACAGAUCUGUCACUCGAGCACUCACUGAAGGAGGGUAUUGCAAUGAGGUUGCAGUUUUGCAGAGAAAUUUGUCUGCUAGGUAUUAUAGUCCAAGCAUUAUUACUAUGAGGAAAUUUCGUGAAGGCUUUCUCUACAUUAGGUGACCUUGAAUCUGCAGUGUAUGGUCAUAUCUUGCAGCGUAUGGUAGUCCUUGCUGGAGAAGGCACUGACCAUCCGAGGGUGUCUUCUAAAAGGAGAUGCCAAUCAAAAAGAUUAGACAUUUCUGUACCUGCUUUCAAUGGAGUGGAAGAUCUCAAACUUGUAUCAGACUAUGAUCUGCCAUCGUCAUUUCAAGGAAAGAUGGGAACCGAAGAAUAUUUGGUUGAUGCUAAGCCGGAACCGUUCCAGGUGGAAACUCAAUCAUCAAAACAUAAGCAAGUCAUUUAUUUCUGCUGUCUUAUUCCAGGUGACAAUCUUGCUGACAAUUCUGGACUAGGCAGUGGGAGGGUGACAAAGACAUUCAGUUUUGCACCAGUUGCAGUAAAGAACAUCUUGCGAUGGACUUUCAAUGAUAUCUACAUAUGUGCUUGCAACUUGACAACUGCCAGUUGUCUGAGCAAUUAUUUCUAGAGAGGAACCCCCGCAUCAACGAGAACCCUAGCGGCCGCCGUCCUCCAUCUUGCUCGCCGCGGUUGCCGUUCUUCAUCUCGCUGGCCGCGGGUGCCGUCCUCCGCUGCGGCCCCAACACCUUCUCUACGUUGUCUCUGUCCUGCGUCGCCGGCCAGGCCCCAACGGCGACCGGCGUGGCAAGGUGCCGCGCCGGCACCACCCAGUGAGGAGCCUGGGCCCUGUAGCCUGCGUUCUCGUCCGCACUCACCAUGUCGCGCUGGACCAUGUCACCAGCGCCCUCCAGUUACAUGAAAGAAAUCGUAUCUGAAGAUCCAGCAAGCAGCAUGCCUCUAUUCCCGGUGCUGGCAAGGUCUGAGAAUGGCACCGCUGCCAACCAGUUCCACGUGCUCAACUCUAGCAGCGGCGGCUCUGCCAGACAGGCGAACGACGCCCCGAAGUUGGGCCGUUCGGUGCCGGUGCACGCCAUGACCACUUACAGCCCUCCGGCCACCGGCUGGGCUUCAGCGAUGGCAGUGGCCCUGCGUCCUCCGUUCGGAGCUGUGACGUCACCGAUGCAACAGACGCCCCCGGCGCACCUGCUGCAGCAGCUCAUGAUCUUAGCGGGGUCGUCUUCGCGGGCGCCGUGGAUGCAGAGCUACACGCAGGCAGGCCAGCCACCAUCGCUAUUCUCCCCUCCAGGAGAGCCCGUGGUAUGCUCUGCUUCUCCACAGAUACCGGCAGCUAGCUCUGGCGCCGUCCAUGGCGCCAUCUCCGCUGUACAGAGCUAUGCCAGCGGCAGCCACUUCAAUCCCAUGGACAUCGGUGCCGGCCGUGCCAUCGCAGCCAUACAAAGUGACGCCGGCGGAAUGCACAGUAGUCCCAGGGGCAACGGCGCCGGUUGUGGCACCAGCGCCAUUGAAAAAAGCGACGCCGGCGGUAAUCCCAGGGGCACUGUCGCCGGCUGCGGUAGACUGGCGAGCGCGCGGUCACUCGAGAUCGCCCCUGUCAGUACCACUGCCAUGCCACAGGCCGUGGGUGAUGGAGACACCGCUGCGAUGCAAGUUCUGGGCCCUGUGUUGGCCAUGCCGACCACCGGAGCUGCUGCCAAAAGGAAGGCUGCAGUUCGAUCGCCAAACGGCCGCCUACGGAAGCCACGCACGCCCAUGGUGAGCAGGGGCACUCCUGCGGGGCCUAAGAAGGUCCCCAACAAGAAUGUCGUUGCCAUCUCCGGUGAACCGGCAGGCACGCAAACUGGUGCCCAAGGCAAUGAACUGCCGAAGGCUGUCUCCCCCGCGGCGCCGCUGACCAAAGGCAGGAAGAGGAAGAGCGUGGCCUCCGGCGCCGCACCCUCACUGGCAUCAAUGGCGCCGAGCAGCGCAGCCACCCGGUGCAGCCUCGUCACCAGGCGAAACAACAGAAGCAGCAGCACGGCGUCCACAGCGCGAGCAAAGAAGCACACCAUCCUGACAUGGCUGAUGGACAGCGGUGUGCUCAAGGAGAAAGAGAAGAUGUUCUACAUGACGAGGCCGGAGCUUGCUGCUGCAGGCAACAACAGCAACUGCGGCACCGCAAAAGUCGUCACUGGCACGGUCACCCGGGCCGGCAUUCACUGCAGCUGCUGCAACACCGCCAUGCCGCUCCCAGCUUUCACCUCCCACAUCGGCUUCAGUGACGAGACAUCGCAGCCGCUAGCGUGGGAGCAGCUCCUGCUCACGUCCGGCAAGCGGCUGCUGUGGUAUGUGCAAGAGGCGUGGAAGAAAGAGAGCAUGAGGAUAUUCCCCGCGGAGGAGAAGGCGGUGCUGGAGCAGGACAGGGACAGUAGCGCGCAGGCGAAGAAGAAGCUGAUUCUCAACGCCAGUCGAUGCAGGAAAUACGAUCUCGCCGUUGAGGGGGUCAAUGGUGGCGGGGACCAGAGUGACGAUGCGUGCGGCGUGUGUGCGGACGGCGGGCAACUGCUGUGCUGUGACAGCUGCCCGUCGACGUUCCACCCGGAGUGCCUCGGCGUGCAGGUGCCUGAAGGCUCCUGGGUCUGCCACUACUGCCGGUGCUUUGUGUGUCUCGCCCGCGAUGAUUGCCAUGACGGCGGCCUGUCCACGUGCCAGCAGUGCGCUCGCAAAUAUCACCAACAAUGCCACCCGUCCCUGUUAGCCGGGCACGAGAUCAGCCCCUACUGCAGCAAAACCUGCAACAAGAUGGCUGCGAAGCUGGCUAAUAUAUUGGGAGCUACAAAUGCCGCCGGUGGAGAAGGCUUCUCAUGGUCCCUACUGAAGAUCCACAAGGACUCUACGCCUGGCUCCUCCUCAGAUUCUUGCUCCGACAUUGCCAUACUCGAGCGCAACGGGAAGCUGGCGGUGGCGCUGGGCGUGCUGAACAAGUGCUUCAACCCCAUGAAGGACAGGCGGACCGGCAUGGACAUGCUACACCAAGCUGUGUACAGCCUAGGAUCGGAGUUCAAGCGGCUGAGCUACGAAGGAUUCUACACCAUGGUCCUGGAGAAGGAUGCGGAGAUCAUCUCAGUGGCAUUGGUCAGGUUUCACGGCAGCAAAUUGGCGGAGAUGCCGUUCGCGGGCACGCUGCCGCACUACCAGAGGCAGGGGAUGAUGCGCCGCCUUGUCAACGCCGUCGAGCAGGUGCUGUCGAUGUUGGAGGUGGAGAACCUGCUGAUACCGGCGGUGCCCGAGGUGGUGGACACGUGGAAGCGUUCAUUCGGCUUCGCGCCCGUGGAACCGCGGCUGAGGGAGGAGACCAAACAACUCAGCAUGGUCAUUGUCACCGGCACCACACUCCUCCAGAAACGCAUCAUCGCCGCUGCUGCGUCACCCUCCUCGAAGCAGCAACCACAUGCUGAGGACCAGGGUCAGGCGGCACCAGCGGCGCCGCCGAUGAGCGAGGACGAGCUGGCGUUCCUGGAGAUGGUCUGGCCGGUCUGCAGCUUCACCGACCUCGUUGCCGGGAUUGCCUACUCCCCACGCCCAUUCUGCGCAGACCCGCUGGCCGCGGCCGUCAGGGCUCCCGUGGGCAGUGGUUGUAGCCUGGGGAGGAGCUCUGCUGGUGGUGGCGCUGGGGAGCGGCGGUCCUGUGGCAGCCAGGCGGCGGGCAGCUCUGGCGGCGGUUGCAGUAGCAGCGUGUCCAAGAUCUACGCUGCGGCCGCGCGCGGCGGCAGCCUCCGGCUCGGCAUCAACAAGUGAUCGAUCGUGCCGUACGUGCGCGACGACGACGAGAUUUCAGAAGACUCUGUUGCGACUUUGGUUUUUAUUAGAGCCGACUUGCUGUGACUUUGAUUCGGUCAUUGUGUUCUGUCGGUGACGUGGACCUGCAUGCUACACUGCUCUUUGGCGCUGGGUUGCAACAAAAGGACAUGACUUGGUUACUCUGAAACUUUGACAAUAAUCGAUGUUUUACAUGUACUUCGUAUAUUAAA